This is a messenger RNA of [Torrubiella] hemipterigena, 3453 nucleotides long. NCBI's taxonomy places the organism in Eukaryota, Fungi, Ascomycota, Sordariomycetes, Hypocreales, Clavicipitaceae. The record is from the annotation of a GenBank genome assembly.
GCCUCGCCUUCUCUCCAAGCACCAAGCAACGCAUCCCUUUUUUUUGCUUUUCUUCAACUCUUCAACCCCUCUGCGGCCAACAUCUCGCCUCCUGCAUCGAACUUUGCAGCUACACCGGCGUCUCUCGUUCCCCCCCCUUCUUCGCCUUCGUCACUCGCUCCCGACCGCAACGCUCCUUUUCCGCCACCAUCGACGUCGCGCUCGCCAUCUACGGGCUCGGGUACGGGUACGGGUACUACGCCAGGCCGAUCCGUCGACAGCCAAAAAGCACAGCGACGACAAAUAAACGACACCGUCGCCGUGGCAGAGCUAUGGGUUUUGUAGGCUUGCAUUAGCUUCUUGCACAAUCCAUUGCUUUUGCCCCGACUUGCCUGGCCUCGCCCUUGGACGCUGUCCGAAGUCUCUCCUAGGUGUGCCUCUGCGUGCUACUGCGCCAGAUUUGCCUCGCACGCGGUGAACCCCCGUCCUCUCACCACCACGACUACAGCAUUGCCUUUUUUAAUUGUGGCUGUGUGAUAUUCUCUCAUAUACAACUACCAGGCGGUUAUUUGCCCGAAUUAGCUCCGUCAUCAUGGCUGCCACAGAACUCCCGCCGUUGUCGUUUGACGAUGGCGGCCUGCGCAUUGUCUUGACCUCCUCUCAAGACCAAGAAUCACAACCUACGCGACCGCAUGCCGAACUGGAAGGCGCCGGAAGUAGCAUUGGUAGCAGCAGCCAUCGGCCGGUAACAGACUCACAACGAUCGUCCAACAUUCCGACACACCCCAUCCCCUCAUUUCAGCACGCCUUCGCCGAAUCGCUAGAAGAGGUCACCACAGCCGGUGGUGUCCAUAAGCCGAAGCUGCGUGGCCUCGACGCUCGAGCCCGCCGAGAGCUACUCCUUAGUCAAGGACGACAAGACGAGCCGUUUGAUGUCAAGUGGCGCUAUAGAGCUGGGCAGACGCAGCAUGAAAUCAUCAAGCUGCUUGCGCAAAUCUCGUUUGGUGUCUAUCUCAUGCUGAAUGGCAUGGCCAACAGUACGGCUCAGGUCAUCACUAUCCUCCAAGGCCACAUUGAUGAAGUGGAUGAGUUCUUGGAGGUUGCCCUGGAGGACCAAGAUCAGGCCAUUGAAGAUUUGAAGAAGCGUAUUAACCACCUCAAGCUCCCAAUGGCCAACAUGGAGGUCUUUGAGCAGCUGCUCACGGACCGCAAGUUCAGAAACGAAAUUCUCGACGGAAAUGAAAAGAUUGAUGCCAUUCUAGACAGAACCAACGUUGCUGUUCGUCAAUGGGAUGACGACAUUGAGUCGGGUCUUCGAAGCAGUGCCGUAUUUGCCAAGUGGUUACAAGAACAAGACACCGGUGAUUGGCACGCGGAGCACCCCGAGCUGGUGGACGUCUUUGAUGCGAUGAAGGGCAACACGGAUGGCUGGAUCACCGCCUUUGAGGACAUGAACAACAAAGCACAAGAUAUUAAUGAUCUCAUUGUGACUCUGAUGAACAUUGUCACGGAGAUGGAGGCCAAGGCUGGUGAAGUCAGUCGCAAGUUUCCCGAAUCAGCGCAAACCUACUCCAGCACCCCCAACAGUUCGUUGCAGCCUACUAGCGCCCAAACACAAUCGCUUUCGCCCGUGCCGACGCUCCCCUCAAACCCACAUUCGUCAACUGGUAGUUCACCAUCACCCCCAAACCCCUUCUUAGACCCCAUCAAAGUAGCCGACGACGACGAUGACAGCUUCUUCCCCCUUCCUGGUCUGCUACCGCUGUUACCCCCUUCCAGAGCGACAACUCGACAGCAACCAAGUCCUGUGUCGACACAAACGACAAAUGCAACACCCGAACCAACCGAGCCUACAUUAGUGGAGGGUCAAGUCUCGUCGUUUGCAGCGUCACCGGCACCAGCGGGCGAACCUGUCGUCGCAUCUGCAUCAGAGGAGAAGAAGCCCGAAGAAGAAGAAGACGAGGUCGAUGAAGGCGACAUCAAGCCCAAGCCGUAUCGUGAAAGCCAUUCAAGUACCUAUCUUCUACAGCCCCGAACAUAUGUUCCUGCACCAAAGGUACCAAAGGUACCAAAGGUACCAAAAGUUCCAAAAGUUCCAAAGGCGGCUGCCGAGCCAGAGGAUACCAGCGCCAAGUCACCAACUUCUCAGGUGGUGCAGUCCCCAGCGACGGAGACACCUCUGUCCGAAACAUUGCCCUUUGCAGAUACAGGUUCCACGGUGACGUCUCCGACCACUGAUGUGCGAGCACCCGCCACUUCGCCGGUUCCCAAGAGCGCGUCACCAGCGCCCUCGUCUUCUGCAUCACAGAUAUCUGCGCGUGCCACCCCUGUCGCAGCAUCGGUUCGCUCCGUUCAACUUGGUGUUACGCAGGCCGUUUCUAUUCAGCGAGCAAUCCCAGUUGUCUUAACCGACUCGCAAUCAUCGGGUGUUGGCAUGGAACAGAGCCUUGCCUUGCGCGAGCGCUCCUCCAACCCUCCUGAUGCGAUCCGUAUCCCCCCUCGUUCUGUACCACAGAGCCCUAUGAAUGGCCUAUCACCCAACUACGCCGGACCAAAGACUGCAAGCGCCACCAUGUACCACCCAGCGCGCAUUUCCGAUGGGGAUGCGCACGCCGCGCUCCGAGUGGCAUCCGACUCCCCAGAGCUGGUAUCACCCCAACCGCAGCUUGUUCCUUCACCACACUCGGAGCACAAUUAUUACCGCCCUGUGCAAGCCUCUCCUCACUCACCUUUGCAGCAGCGCCCGUCAACUGCCGCACCGUCCAAUCAUGGUGUAGCUGAACGUCCUGCCAUGUACAGAAACCAGCCAUCGCAGCUCGGCGCCAUGAGCAUAAUGAGCAACUCGACCAUGGGCACUGUGUACGAUGAUCAGUUCGCCCCACGAGCGGAUUCGAGGACUAGCGAGAGGCAGCUCAAGAAGAAGAAGAGCACCUUUGGCUGGCUCAAAAAGGCCUUUACCAUGGACGAAGACGAGCGUGCUGCUUUUGAGUCGCGCCGCGGCAUGCAAAACCAGCAGCCUGCAUAUUACGAUCCCAACCAGCCUCGCUUUUUGGAUGGACGUCGCAUUCGAUAGAAUGGUUUAUUCUCAUUAUUAUCAUGGAAAUAUGGCAUAUGGCCCUUGUGUUAGCGCUGGCUUUACAACUAUGCCUUUUGCCACGACUAUAACUUUGGCACUCCCCUCUCGUUAUUUCGCUUUUUAUUUCCUUAAACUAGUAUCUCUUGGGUAUUGAUUGUCAGGACCAGCAGCACAAAAGAAGAAUGCCUGGUACCUUGGACGCAGUCAAGUCGACUAGGAUAGCAUGGGCGGCGCUUUUGAUUUGGAAACCACAGGUUCCACAGCGAGCCGAAUGAAUCAGCGAUCUGCUCGUUCGUGUCUUUUGCACAUUUUCUUGCUUACUUUUAUAUACCACAUCCAUCACAGGCUCUUAUUCUUAGCAAGUUCUUGUCUAUUUAAUAAAUAUGACUAAAUAUUAU